UUCUCAAAUGAUUAGAGAGCAACUCAAGGGCUCAAACUUCAUGGCGCUAAGCGAAAAUCAAAAGCUUUUUCUCUCCCUAAUUAACGAAUACGCGGCCGAAAAAUCGCAAGGAGAGCAAAGCGUUGUUGUUUUGAAGAAGAGAACGGAAGAACUGCGAUCUGAGCUGGAAGUGGCCAAUGUGGAGCUCGAAAAUGUCAAGCGCGUCAAAGAAACCACUGAACAAGAGCUUAAAGGCUGUGAAGUCGAAUUGUCUCUGAAUGAGACUGCAAUUCAGACUCUCGAAGCAAGAAUCUCCGUGCUGCAAGGUGAAAUUGCAUCUGUUGGAUCUGAGUUAGACUCUCUGAAGGUUGUAGGAGGAGCCACGAGGGACCAGUUUAUCAAUCACCUUUUAGACCUUAAUAAAAAAAUCAGGAAAUUUCAAGAUCAACUGUCCAGAAAAAAUGCUAUUAAGUCUGUUGGAAAUGCUACAGAAGGAUCCCAUGAACUGGAGGGAGAUAAUACCACAACUUCUUCCCAAUCUAUUGAGGAAAGGCUUAUCAAAGUAAUGAUUCAAUUAGCCAACGAAGAAGAAGAAUUCCUAUCAGCAGAACAGAUUCAAAGUCAGAAUCGGCAAACGUUGAUAAAUCUGGAGAAAAGGAAGGCUGUGAUGGUGAUGAUGGUGAAAGGAACAAAAGAAUUGGAAGAUUUGACUAAGCAGACUUCUGGACUGGAAAUGUCAUAUGGUCGUCUCAGCGAGGAAUUGCUGAAAAGUUGUAUCUGCCCUCAAUGUUUCCAAGACAAUACGGAGGCCUUGGACAACAUUCCUCAGGUAAAUGAGGCCCAUUGAAAUUUUCCAAGAAACGUAAAAU
Molecule: messenger RNA, 848 nt
Organism: Cucurbita moschata (crookneck pumpkin)
Lineage: Eukaryota; Viridiplantae; Streptophyta; Magnoliopsida; Cucurbitales; Cucurbitaceae
Product: myosin-4-like
Exons: 9
Coding region: 8-826 (272 amino acids)
Source: RefSeq, a predicted model, not a curated record